UUUAAGAGGUGUGAGUAAAGCCUCAAGCAGUGCUCUCCGGUUCGAUAUAGCCACAUAGAGCUGAUGGUCUCUGUGUGAAGGAGCUACGCAAAGGGGACCGGAUUCCAUGCCAACAACAACAACAACAGCAGCAGCAAUGGCAGAAGCAGAGAUGCGUCAGAGGCUACUGUGCACCGUCAAGAAGGAGGUGAAGCAGAUCAUGGAGGAGGCUGUCACCAGGAAGUUUGUACAUGAAGACAGCAGCCACAUUGUCUCGUUUUGUGCUGCGGUGGAGGCUUGCGUUCUACAUGGGCUUAAGCGGCGAGCGGCGGGAUUCCUGCGUAGCAAUAAAAUAGCAGCGCUCUUCAUGAAGGUGGGGAAGAGCUUCACCCCGGCAGAGGAGCUGUGCAGGAAGGCUCAGGAGCUGGAACAGAUCAUUGAGAGCAAGCGGAACCAAAGCAUGCCCAACCAGGACAGCGUACGGAGACUGCCCAGGCUGUCGAGCCUCAGCCCGCAGGUGGUCAGAAACCUGUGGAUCCGCACGGCCCUCUUCGAGAAGGUGCUGGACAAGAUCGUGCUCUACCUCGUGGAGAACAGCAGUAAAUUCUACGAAAAAGAGGCCAUUCUGAUGGAUCCGGUGGACGGACCCAUUCUGGCCUCUUUGUUAGUGGGGCCCUGUGCCUUGGAGUACACGAAGAUGAAAACGGCGGACCACUUCUGGACAGACCCCUCAGCAGACGAGCUGGUCCAGAGACACCGCAUCCACAGUGGUCACUGCAGACAGGACUCCCCCACCAAGAGGCCUGCCCUUUGUAUCCAGAAGAGACAUUCAAGUAGCAGCAUUGAUGAGCGGCCUUCCCCCUCGCCCUCAGCCCGGGACUAUGUGGAGUCACUGCACCAAAACAACAGAGCCACCCUGCUGUUUGGAAAGAACAACGUGCUGGUGCAGCCGAGAGAUGACAUGGAGGCUAUCCCAGGAUACCUUUCUCUCCACCAGACCGCCGACAUCAUGACGCUGAAGUGGACGCCCAAUCAGCUGAUGAACGGCUCUGUGGGAGACCUGGACUAUGAGCACAGUGUGUACUGGGAUUACGCUAUGACCAUCCGUCUGGAGGAAAUUGUUUAUUUGCACUGUCAUCAGCAGGUGGACAGCGGGGGCACGGUUGUGCUGGUGAGCCAGGACGGCAUCCAGAGACCCCCGCUGCGCUUCCCUAGAGGGGGGCAUCUGCUCCAGUUCCUCUCCUGCCUGGAGAAUGGCCUCUUGCCCCAUGGCCAGCUGGAUCCUCCACUCUGGUCCCAGAGAGGAAAGGGGAAGGUGUUCCCUAAACUGAGAAACAAGUGUUCACAGGGCUCCUCGGACUCGGUGUCUGAUAAGGAGGAGGAUGAGGCCACAGACUAUGUCUUCCGCAUCCUGUUCCCAAACAGCCAAUCAGAGUUUGUGACUAUAAUACACCCUCUCCAUGUUUCCCCGGGGGCUCCUCUCCUGUCCCGCUCCUUCUCCCUCCAUCUGAGAGGAAAGCCCCCGACCAAAGGGAUCUUGGUGGUCCCUAAGCGCUCCUGCAGCUAUUCCAGAGACCACUCCUCAACCACCACAGGGAACAGCUUGGCUCCAGAGCUAAUGGACCAGGGGGCCAACAUCUGGCAGUCCAUCCCCAGGAAGUCCUCCUACUCAUCCUGUACCCAGGGCAGCUUCUCAGAUGGAGGACCCCCCAACGGUUGCAACCAUGACAGAGCCCCUUUGAAGCUGCUGUGUGACCAAAUGAAGUAUCAGAUAAUCUCCCGGGCGUUCUAUGGCUGGCUAGCUUAUUGUCGUCAACUGUCCACUGUACGUACACACCUCUCGGCCCUGGUCAACCACACUAUCGUGGCACCCGAUGUGCCCUGCGAUGCCUUCACCGGCCUCACCGCUGAGGUGUGGCAGAGGUUCCUUCAGGACUGCACUGCCUAUAAUGAGCAGGAGCUGCUGCGCCUGGUGUACUUCGGCGGUGUUGAUCCUUCGCUGCGUAAGGAGGUGUGGCCCUUCCUCCUGGGCCACUACCAGUUUGGCAUGUCUGAGUCUGACAGGAAAGAGGUGGAUGAACAGGUGCGGGCGUGCUACGAGCAGACCAUGAGCGAGUGGCUGGGCUGCGAGGCCAUCGUGCGGCAGCGGGAGAAGGAGCAGCAUGCAGCGGCGCUGGCUAAGUGCUUGUCUGUCUCGGCCAGCGUGGAUAAUCCCAACCCUGUCCAGAGGAUGCUGCACCAUGACUCCAGCAUCAGCAAUGAGUCCUCCCGGAGCUGCAGCUCAGACAGACAGAGCCUGGCUCGCCUGCAGAGUGACUCCAGCAGCAGCACCCAGGUGUUUGAGUCUGUGGAGGAGGUGGAUCAGAUCGAGACCGAGCCCAAGAGCAAAGAGGCCAAGCAGGUGCCCAAGAUCCCCAAUGGAGGAGCCCUGCCCAAUGGGACCAGCUCCCCAGACUCGGGGCACCCCUCCUCUCGCAACUUCUCAGUCACCUCGGGCCUGUCAGACCGCUCUCUGAGCACAGAGGACAGCACUGCACCUGACACCACCCCUAAAAACAUCACCAGCACUCCUCCACAGUUGGCCCCAGCCCCACAGAGCCCAGUCAAAGCCCAUGAGGAAGAGUUGGAGGCAGAUAGCUCAAAAGCCCAACCCCCGGCCCUGCAGGAGGAGAAGGACCUCCAGGCCAAGGAGGAAAAAGAGAGUGCGACCGAAGUAACCCAGGAGAUUGAGGGCAACGAGACAGAAGUGCCAGAUAUAGAAAUAGGCAAAAAUACAGUGACAGUAGAGACAGAAAUGCCAGAAGUAGAAAUUGACAAGAAGACAGAGGUGCUAGAGAUUGAAAUGGACAAAAACACAGAGACAAGGGAGGACAAGGCAGCAGACCUAGGUGCGUUAGAGAGCCAGAAAAUAGAGGAAGAAAAUACACCCGUGACUGGACCUGCCGAGAAAGAAGAGGUAAGGAUCAAUGAAAAGGGGGACAUUGAGUUACCGAAAGCAGAAGUGGAUGCUGUAGAAGAAACGGUGAAGUCCAAAACGGAUGAGUUCAAAACAACGGAGGCUAAAGACCCUGAAACAGAAGUGGUGAAAAUGUUGGAUGGAGAGCCAACCAUGCGAGCAGACACAGAGGAGUUGCAGUCACUGGAAGCAGAGACAAUGAAAACUCAAGAGUCAAGAGAAACAGAGGACGAAGGAUCAGAACCAGAGUCUGUAGAUCCAGAAGAGAAUGAAACAUCCCAAACAAACCAUAGAGAGCCAAAAGAGGAGAAGGCAUUGACAUCAACGAUGACUGCAGGAGCAAUGGAGGACAAGACAUCAGAAUUCGAGGUUGAGCGAACUUCAGAGGCUGGAGAAACAAAGAAUGCUGAAACAUCGGAAGUAAAGGAAGCCGAAGGAAAGACUAUGGAAAAGACAGAAACUGAGAAAGAAGUAGAAGCCAAUGAGACUUUAAAAUUUGAAGAGGUAACCGAAACAAAGGGGGUUAAGACGAUGUCACACGAAGAAGUUGCAGAGGAAAAUGUGGAGGACAUUACAAAAUCUAAGGAAGUGGGAAAAAGCGAGGAGGAGACCAAGCGGUCAGCGAUGGAGAAGAAUACAAGCCCCGUAGCAGACACCAGGGUGGCAAGGGCAAUGGAAGCAUUUAGUAGCACCACCCAGAGUGAGGAGGCUCUGGCCACCACGGAAUCUGAGGAGUCUCCUUCAGCCAUUGAGAUGGCAAACGUCUCCAUUGCCCCACUGUGGGACCGGAUUGGUCCGUGCGACAGUUCCGGGGUCGGGGCUGCUCUCUCUGAGGGCUCAGUCCCCCAUCUGGAGCUCCAACUGGAGGAGGAGGAGCAGUGCAAAACCAGCCCAGAGGGAACAGAGUUAACCUUGUCCGAGGAGCCUGAGAUUGAGAGGAUCUUCCCACAAUUUGACUCCCUGACCGUGGGCAGAGAGCUGACAAACGAGGACAUCUCUCCAGUGUCAUCCAUCGGAACCACCUAUUCUCAAGAGCUUUUGGACAUGUACACGAUGAACCUGCACCGCAUUGAGAAGGAUGUCCAGAGGUGUGACAGGAACUACUGGUACUUUACCCCUGCCAACCUGGAGAAACUGCGCAACAUCAUGUGCAGCUAUAUCUGGCAGCACCUGGAGAUUGGCUAUGUGCAGGGCAUGUGUGACCUGCUGGCUCCCCUCCUUGUCAUUCUGGAUGAUGAGGCCAUGGCCUUCAGCUGUUUCACUGAGCUCAUGAAGCGGAUGAAUCAGAACUUCCCCCAUGGCGGUGGCAUGGACACUCAAUUUGCCAACAUGCGCUCUCUCAUCCAGAUCCUGGAUUCUGAGCUCUUUGAGCUCAUGCACCAAAAUGGCGACUACACCCACUUCUACUUCUGCUACCGAUGGUUCCUUCUAGACUUAAAGCGUGAGCUGGUGUAUGACGAUGUGUUUGCGGUGUGGGAAACCAUCUGGGCAGCAAAGUACGCCUCCUCUGGCCACUUUGUCCUCUUCAUCGCUCUGGCACUGGUGGAGGUCUACCGGGACAUCAUUCUGGAGAACAACAUGGACUUCACCGACAUCAUUAAGUUUUUCAACGAAAUGGCUGAGCAUCACAACAGCAAGCAGAUCCUGACACUGGCCCGGGAACUGGUGUGCAAGGUGCAGACUCUCAUUGAGAACAAGUGAUCUCCAGGAGUCAUCCACUUCUCUUCCUCAACAGUCUUUCUCAAACAUAGAGAUAGAUAGAGGACUCAUAUUUGUAUCUGUUCUAUUAUAGCGUCUGUGACAGCAUGGGCAGUGCCAUUGAGGCCAUCUCCAUUUGAAAGUAGUAAAUUUUCUUCUUUACGAUUGGCUGAUCCCUCCUGAUGACACGGUGCUGCCCAUGCUAAAACAGCGUUUUGGCUAAUAGAGACCUCUAUCAUUUUCUAUGGUCAGUUUGAACAGCUGCAACCGAUCAGAGAUCAGGGUCCAGUUCAUUAGGCACCAAAUGGAAUAAAACAGACAUAGGGAGGCACUACUUAGACUAGUCCUAUAAGAAACUGUCAAUUUCAUUUUCAGUCACAAAAUGUUUUCAAUUGCGUGCCUUGAUGAACAUGACUGAGAUGUGCUCCACUUUUCACUGCCUUCUCCUUAUCUAUGUAAUACCAGCCGGUACUCUGUCAUUUCAGGUCAUGUCAUGGAACACCAAGGGAAGGGUCACUUUUACCUCCAGUUAUUCUGUCAGGGAAACAGUUUGAUUUAUUUUUAAUUGUUAACUGUGACAUAUACUUAGUCAUCAUAGGAUGUAUGUGGUAUGCCUGGCCUGUCUUGAUUGAAGUGGGGUUAGAAUUAGAGGUCGACCGAUUAAUCGGAAUGGCCGAUUUCAAGUUUUCAUAACAAUCGGAAAUCUAUUUUUGGGCCUGAUUUUAAACUAAAUAUAUAUUUUUUAAUUGUUUUAUACCUUUAUUUAACUAGGCAAGUCAGUCAAGAACACAUUUUUAUUUUCAAUGACGGCCUAGGAACGGUGGGUUAACUGCCUCGUUCAGGGGCAGAACGACAGAUUUUCACCUUGUCAGCUCGGGGGAUGCAAUCUUGCAAAAUUACAGUUAACUAGUCCAACGCAAUAACGACCUGCCUCUCUCUCGUUGCACUCCACAAAGAGACUGCCUGUUAUGCGAAUGCAGUAAACCAAGGUAAGUUGCUAGAGAGCAUUAAACUUAGCUUAUAAAAAAACAAUCAUAAUCACUAGUUAACUACACAUGGUUGAUGAUAUUACUAGAUAUUAUCUAGCGUGUCCUGCGUUGCAUACAAUCUGACUGAGCAUACAAGUAUCUAAGUAUCUGACUGAGCGGUGGUAGGCAGAAGCAGGCGCGUAAACAUUCAUUCAAACAGCACUUUCGUGCGUUUUGCCAGCAGCUCUUUGUUGUGCGUCAAGCAUUGCGCUGUUUAUGACUUCAAGCCUAUCAACUCCCGAGAUAUGGCUGGUGUAACCGAAGUGAAAUGGCUAGCUAGUUAGCGCACGCUAAUAGCGUUUCAAACAUGGGUAAAGCUGCUUCGAUGGUGGCUGUUGUCGUUGUGUUGCUGGUUCGAGCCCAGGGAGGAGCAAGGAGAGGGACGGAAGCUAUACUGUUACAAUGGCAAUACUAAAGUGCCUAUAAGAACAUCCAAUAGUCAAAGGUUAAUGAAAUAGAAAUGGUAUAGAGGGAAAUAGUCCUAUAAUUCCUAUAAUAACUACAACCUAAAACUUCUUACCUGGGAAUAUUGAAGACUCAUGUUAAAAGGAACCACCAGCUUUCAUAUGUUCUCAUGUUCUGAGCAAGGAAAUGAAACAUUAGCUUUUUUACAUGGCACAUAUUGCACUUUUACUUUCUUCUCCAACACUUUGUUUUUGCAUUAUUUAAACCAAAUUGAACAUGUUUCAUUAUUUACUCGAGGCUAAAUUGAUUUUAUUGAUGUAUUAUAUUAAGUUAAAAUAAGUGUUCAUUCAGUAUUGUUGUAAUUGUCAUUAUUACAAAUACAUUGAAUUCUUCUUAUUUUUUUAAAAAUCGGCCAAUUAAUCGGCAUCAGCUUUUUUGGUCCUCAAAUAAUCGGCAUCGGCGGUGAAAUAUCAUAAUCGGUCGACCUCUAGUUAGAAUAUACAUACACAAGGCUGGUUUCACAGACCCAGUUCAAAUGAAUAUAGAAAAAAAAUUCUGCCAUAGUUACUCAAGAACUGAAUAUCGGUUAACCAUUUAAUUUUAUUUAAAAAAAAUAAGAUUAACAAUUAGUCCUGGAAUAUUUUAAGAUGUGAUAGUUACCAAUAAUCUUUAUUAAAGUGCAAUUCAGUACAGGAGUAGGAUUAACCUGGUUGAGUGAAAUGUCCAUAAUGUUGGAGUUUAAACUUAUAUUUACAGCCUGUCUGGAGCAGUAGUUUACCUACGUAAAUUAGUUAACAGGUAAUGUCCCUGCUAGAUGUGCCAAAGGACAGCAUUAGGGAGAAAAUUAAAUCAGCUUCGAUUUUCUACUGUGUUGAAUAAGUAGACUACCUCGCAAGUAACCUUGUCCCAAGUAAGUUGUUACUGCAUGUAGGUAGAUGUUAUAUCACAAUAUAUUUGAGAAUUUAUAGGACUAUAGGACUCCCGAUCACGGCCGGUUCACCCUUUUAAAGGAUAGAAUGGUAACUUCUUACGGGGAGACAAGAAAAGUCAGACAGUUAAAAUAGGAUUUUCCUCUUCCUUCCAUCUUUGAUUAAAUCACUGGUUUCUACAUUAUUUGUUAAACUCCCAAAUCAGCCAGGUCCUAACAGACACCUGCCACUUGUCUGUAUCACCUGUAAACCUGUGUGUAUGGGCACGACGUGUGGCACUGCACACUGGUAGGAGUCAUGAAUCAGUUGGAGCCAUGUCAGUAAUGAGCAGAGUUUUGAUUUUCUCAUUCUGCCUUUUGUCUAUUCUAUAUUAUGUCUCUGUAUACUGUUGUGUAUGAAUUGUACUUUAAAUGAGAACUAGACAAAGGUCAUUUUAAACCUUCACAUAUUUAUGAUACAUAUAUGAUCGUACAUGUGACUUAUGGUUGUCUGAGCAGAAAUGAGUCCCAAAAAACAGUUGACUAUUUAACAUGGGUCUUAUUUCUUUUUAAAUGAUUGAUAUACUCCAGUGAGCCACUCUAUAUUCUGUCAGUUGUGUUGCUUUCUCAGAACCUUGUCUUGUCUUCUGGCAUUUCAUGUUCCACUGUUCUUUUAGUCCACUUAAUGUUUUUUGUUUUUCUUUUGGAGAAGUGGUUGGCUGCAUUUGCAGAGAGAGUGGAAAUAGGAUUCCAAAAAUAAUGAUGUAUUCAGUUUUGCUUUAAAAGUUGGAACAUAAUGGUGAAUAUCCUAUUAGAUAGAGCACAAUAGCUGGGCUGUGACAAUUGCCAAUCAUGGUUGCCAAUUUAAGGUUGGGGGAUGCUUAGAUCCCAGGCCAACAAGAUCAAGACGGAUAUGGAUAUGAAUUUUGGCCUUAAAUCCAUCUAAAACGGGUGAAUCUAGGAAACAGAUGAAGGAUUAGGGUGUUUUACUAUAUCUUGAAGUAGCUAGUAAAGAUUUGUGGGGGAGAACAUGUGUGCGCUUUCAUUCCCUUAAACUACUGCUAAUUGUAAAUGAAUAUGUUUCGUGAACCACCAUUCCUGUUUUCCAUUGCCUAGGUAGAACAUAAUUUCAGUUCUACCAGUGUUGUUUCAUGAAUGUGUUGACACCUGUUGCAUUGAGUAUUGAUGGUUCUCUGUGAAGGCAAACUGCUGUAUGUCACACCAGAAUAAGAAAACCAAACAGUUGUAUUAUCUUGUAACAUCUAUUUAUAAGUUAACAUAUUUAUUUAUUUAUUCAUGAAGUUUCUGCUUUUGUAUGUAAAGGUCAUAUACUUGUUACUUUGUGGUCAGUAAAAGAAAAUACACUGCUCAAAAAAAUAAAGGGAACACUUAAACAACACAAUGUAACUCCAAGUCAAUCACACUUCUGUGAAAUCAAACUGUCCACUUAGGAAGCAACACUGAUUGACAAUACAUUUCACAUGCUGUUGUGCAAAUGGAAUAGACAACAGGUGGAAAUGAUAGGCAAUUAGCAAGACACCCCCAAUAAAGGGGUGGUUCUGCAGGUGAUAACCAUAGACCACUUCUCAGUUUGUAUGCUUCCUGGCUGAUAUUUUGGUCACUUUUGAAUGCUGGCGGUGUUUUCACUCUAGUGGUAGCAUGAGACGGAGUCUACAACCCACACAAGUGGCUCAGGUAGUGCAGCUCAUCCAGGAUGGCACAUCAAUGCGAGCUGUGGCAAGAAGGUUUGCUGUGUCUGUCAGCGUAGUGUCCAGAGCAUGGGGGCGCUACCAGGAGACAGGCCAGUACAUCAGGAGAUGUGGAGGAGGCCGUAGGAAGGCAACAACCCAGCAGUAGGACCGCUACCACUGCCAGAGUCCUGCAAAAUGACCUCCAGCAGGCCACAAAUGUGCAUGUGUCUGCUCAAACAGUCAGAAACAGACUCCAUGAGGGUGGUAUGAGUGCCCGACGUCCACAGGUGGGGGUUGUGCUUUCAGCCCAACACCGUGCAGGAUGUUUGGCAUUUGCCAGAGAACACCAAUAUUGGCAAAUUCGCCACUGGCGCCCUGUGCUCUUCACAGAUGAGAGCAGGUUCACACUGAGCACAUGUGACAGACGUGACAGUCUGGAGACGCCGUGGAGAACGUUCUGCUGCCUGCAACAUCGUCCAGCAUGACUGGUUUGGCGGUGGGUCAGUCAUGGUGUGGGGUGGCAUUUCUUUAGGGGUCCGCACAGCCCUCCAUGUGCUCGCCAGAGGUAGCCUGACUGCCAUUACGUACAGAGAUCCUCAGACCCCUUGUGCGACCAUAUGCUGGUGCGGUUGGCCCUGGGUUCCUCCUAAUGCAAGACAAUGCUAGACCUCUUGUGGCUGGAGUGUGUCAGCAGCUCCUGCAAGAGGAAGGCAUUGAUGCUAUGGACUGGCCCGCCCGUUCCCCAGACCUGAAUCCAAUUGAGCACAUCUGGGACAUCAUGUCUCGCUCCAUCCACCAAUGCCACGUUGCACCACACUGUCCAGGAGUUGGCGGAUGCUUUAGUCCAGGUCUGGGAGGAGAUCCCUCAGGAGACCAUCCGUCACCUCAUCAGGAGCAUGCCCAGGUGUUGUAGGGAGGUCAUACAGGCAUGUGGAGGCCACACACACUACUGAGCCUCAUUUUGACUUGUUUUAAGGACAUUACAUCAAAGUUGGAUCAGCCUGUAGUGUGGUUUUCCUCUUUAAUUUUGUGUGACUCCAAAUCCAGACCUCCAUGGGUUGAUACAUUUCAUUUCCAUUGAUAAUUUGUGUGAUUUUGUUGUCAGCACAUUCAACUAUGUAAAGAAAAAAGUAUUUAAUAAGAAUAUUUCAUUCAUUCAGAUCUAGGAUGUGUUAUUUUAGUGUUCCCUUUAUUUUUUUGAGCAGUGUAUAAUGAAAACAAUCCAAUUCUAAAUAUAUAGAUAUUAAAUGGUAUAUGUAUUUGUAAAAAAAAAUAAUGUAUGGAAUGAUUCUUAUUUUUCCAAUUGCCUUUCUUAGAUGCAUUUCUGCAGCUCAUAUUUUGAGCAC
Oncorhynchus keta (chum salmon) is the source of this 10010-nucleotide messenger RNA. Its product is annotated as small G protein signaling modulator 1-like. The record is from RefSeq and is a predicted model, not a curated record. Gene Ontology annotation, molecular function: GTPase activator activity. The coding region runs from base 107 to 4636 and encodes 1509 amino acids. The transcript is spliced from 26 exons. Gene Ontology annotation, biological process: activation of GTPase activity. Lineage: Eukaryota; Metazoa; Chordata; Actinopteri; Salmoniformes; Salmonidae.